This is a messenger RNA of Saccostrea cuccullata (small rock oyster), 2455 nucleotides long. RefSeq names its product E3 ubiquitin-protein ligase TRIM33-like. Bases 1 to 2217 code for a protein of 738 amino acids. The transcript has a single exon. The record is from RefSeq and is a predicted model, not a curated record. NCBI's taxonomy places the organism in Eukaryota, Metazoa, Mollusca, Bivalvia, Ostreida, Ostreidae. Gene Ontology annotation, molecular function: zinc ion binding.
AUGGCCAGCUCUAGUGUUAGAACGGAAAAUACGGAGGACAACGGUGAAAAUAAAAGAGGAACAGACGAUGCAAUAUCAGAAAGAAACCAAAAUGGGGGAAAGGAACAAGGUAGAGACAACAGACAAGAAAAAGAUAGCAGAGGGGAAAUUGAUGGGGGAAUGAACAGCAGAACGGGAAAGGAUAGCGGUGAAGGCAAAGCGGAAAAUGGCUAUUGGGAAAACGAAGGGGAAAAAGACAGCAGAGCAGGAAAGAGCAGUGGUGAAAGCAGAGGGAAAAAUUACAUUAAGGAAAGUAAAGGAUUAAUAGACAACAAAACAGGGAGGGGAAGUGGUAAUACCAGAGGAAAAGAUGACACCCGAGAAAAUGUAAGUCGAAAGGCAAAGGACCCAAACACUCUUAAAUGCUCCCUUUGUUACGAAAAUUUUAAGGAUCCACGAUUAUUGGAUUGUUACCAUUCCUUCUGCAACGAAUGUUUGAAAUACCAGAUUGAAGCUAAAGGGACACUUUCGAGUUUCGAGUGUACCAUUUGUGGAGCUGUAAGUAAAAUCCCUCAGAAUAAAGAGGAGGGCUUUCCUAAAAAUAUCUACUUUUUCAACAAGGAUGGAAAUGCGAUUUUAAAGUGUGCUGUUUGCGGAGAAAAAACGAGGGCUGAAUUUUACUGUUUUGUAUGUGAUCAGAAUUACUGCUCAUUUUGUCUUCGGGUACACUCCAAAUUACAAGGUACUAAGAGUCACAGAAUCGUGACCAUUAGUGAAAAGGGAGACAGAAUGAUAUCACAAAGUGCUGCGUUGUGUGAAUAUCACACUACGCAGGAGUUGAAAUAUUUUUGUGUAACCUGUAAACUACCAAUCUGCAUGGACUGCAACAUGACAAUGCAUAAGAGUCACGAGUGUAAAGAUGUAUCCGAGGCAGUCACAGAGUUUCGAAAUUCCCUUGAAAAUGCCAUUAAACAUUCGGAACACAGUAAUUUUAUUGAAAAGCUAUCAAACGAAAGAGCAAAAGCAAAGAAAGAAAAGAAUAAGAUGCUAGAUACUGAAGAGAAGCUACUCGAUGCAAUAAGGGAACAAGCAAAACUUUUUCACAAGCUAGUCGACGAUAUUCAAGAAGAAUGUUCCAGUAAGGUAUUGGAAUACUCCCCGGACAACAGUCCUAUGAAGAAUGUAGAAAAGAUCAAAUUGCAGUAUUUAGGGCUCUAUGAAUUUUCCACUAUGCUUUUAGAACAAGGAAACGAUAUUGAUAUCAUCAUUCACGGCACAAAACUGACUGAAAGGUUGGAAAAAGUUAAAAAUUCUACUGCUGAACCACCUGCAAAGGACAAUACAAAUAUUGACUUUAUAAAGGGGUUUUUAAUGAAGGAGAAAGUGAGAGACCUGUUUGGGUUCAUUUCGAUUCCAGAGAAGAAGGAAGGGGUUAAAGAGAUAAGACUUGUAAAAUGGUUCGACUGUGAAAUGGAGGAUACCGUUAUAACUGGGAUUUCUUGUGUGGAAGAAGACAAAGCAUGGAUAUGUAUGGGAAAUGAAGGAGUGGUAAAAUUAUACGAUAUAAAAGGCAAGUGUCACGACUCUUUUGUCACUGAUUAUAAACUAGAUGAUAUCACUUAUGAUGGAAAAGGAACUCUUUAUCUCUCUUGCAACGCAAGAAAAAUGGUUGUAAAGAAAGAGGGUGACUCCGAGCCACAACCCUUUCUCCGUACAAAAUGUUGUGCCCGCGGUAUGACUUUUGACAAGAAUUGCAAUACACUCACUGUAGGUUUAACGGAAAAGGACGUGUUUUAUAACUGCAGUGAAAACCCAUCAGCAUCGAUGGUGAAGAUGCAAAACAUGAAGACAGAGAAGAAAGUAAUGGGUAGAAACACAAUACAGUAUCCAGCUAGAAUUGCCGCUAACACAGAAGAGAGCUGGUUAGUGAUAUCGGACUGGAUAGCACUUCAGGUGGUGCUGACAGACAGUGAAGGGAACCAGUUAAACUCUUUUGAUGGCAAUGCCCCGGAGUGCAUGGACGAGUCGGAAUUUAUACCACGUGGCAUUUGCUGUGAUUCCAAGGGGCAGAUUUAUGUCGUAAAUAAUGCUUCGAACUCUGUUUGGAGACUAACUGCUAAUGGUCGCUUCGACAAAAAGAUUGUUGACAUUGAUGAUUGUUGGUCGCUUGCAUGUGACGAUAAGAACAGACUAUGGAUUGGUACACAAAGUGGCAAAAUCUUCAUUUUUCAAGUGUGAUCGAUGAGUAAAAAGUUGAAAACCUAUGCAUUCCUUCGCUACUUGCUUUUUUUCUAAAAUGUCUAUUGCUGAAAAAAAAGUAAAAUUUAUAAACAUAGGAGUGAAUAGAACAAGUUUUAUUUAAUCAAUUUAAGUGGUCUGGAUGUUUUUUUCCGAUUGCUUGAAUUAAAUAUUUUCAAGACAGACGUGUGGUAAUAUAUCAGAUAGCAAAAUGCUGUAUAGAAACUUAAUAUAUAUG